Sinocyclocheilus rhinocerous is the source of this 1571-nucleotide messenger RNA. RefSeq names its product sperm-associated antigen 1-like. The record is from RefSeq and is a predicted model, not a curated record. Gene Ontology annotation, cellular component: mitochondrion; cytosol. Gene Ontology annotation, molecular function: heat shock protein binding. Lineage: Eukaryota; Metazoa; Chordata; Actinopteri; Cypriniformes; Cyprinidae. The transcript is spliced from 11 exons. The coding region runs from base 5 to 1423 and encodes 472 amino acids.
AGUCAUGAGUGCUGCUGAAGCUGCGUCUGCUCUGGAGGCUCCGGGGUCGAGCAGCUGGUCGGUUCCUGUGGAGCAUCUGGACUACAGCUUCAUCCAGAGCUGCUCGGACCUCAAACAUCUGGAGCAGAUCCUGAGAGUCCUGCGGUCCGGUCAGGACGGUUUCUACCCUCAUCUGAUUGAGUUCUGUGAGGAACGCAUAGAGAAACUGGACCCAGAGUCUCGAGCCCUGAGGAAGGAAAAUCGAGCCGCCACCGCUGCCAGCUUCUCCACAGAGGAGUGGAGGAGCAUCUCUGAAGACCUGCAGCUGUGGGAGAGCAGCAUGAGACUGAGAGAAGCGGAGCUGAAGCAACGGCCCAUAUUCAGUGAAGCUGCAAACGUGCCGCCGGUGCGGUGCUCAAACCUCGUUCAGAGAAGCGUCAGCGCUGCGGGGAGAACUGAGAAAACAUCCUGCGUCCCUCGACCCUACAGAGACUGGGACAGGUUUGAUGUGGAGGCUGAGUGCGCUAACACUGAGGAGAGCGACAGAAACCCAUGUCACGCUUGCAUCCGUCCAGCCGAGCUUGAGACCACACCGACGGUCAGCAGCAAAGCCCUGAGCGUGCAGGAGAAAGACCAAGGCAACGAGGCCUUCAGGAGCGGCGAUUAUGAGGAGGCUGUGGCGUAUUACAGCAGGAGUCUGUCUCUGGCGUCUUCAGCCGCUGUGUUUAAUAACCGCGCUCAGGCUCACAUCAGACUGCAGUGCUGGAGCGCGGCUCUGAACGACUGCGACGCGGCUCUACAGCUGGAGCCUGGAAACGUCAAAGCUCUACUGCGGCGUGCCACUGCACACAAACAUCUGGGUCGCCUGCAGGAAUCCCAUGAUGACCUGAGAGCUGUUCUCCUGAUCGAGCCGCACAACGCCACAGCGCUGCAGCUGCUGAUGGAGGUCACACGUCUGAUGACGGACAGUAGAUGUUCAUCAGGACCUCGCAGGAGCGUCACCAUCACUGAGGUGGAUGAUGAUGAUGAAGAUGAGGGCAGCAGUGCAGUCGGGCCGUCCGUCUCCCUGCGGUCGUCUAACACGUUUGAGUUUGGUCAGGCGCUGAACAGUGCUCUCUCUGGUGGUGACCUGCUGACCUGCGCUGAGCUCAUGCGCUCCGUCACUUCCGAAUGCCUGCCGCGGCUCAUCGGCACACAGCUGGACGGACACACGCUGGGCUUCAUCAUACGGGCGCUGAACACACACCUGCUGCACACACACCCCGAGCUGGUGUUCCAGCACCUGCAGCAGCUGCAGACGGCACGCAGACUCACGAUGGUGCUGAUGUUGUUGGACGGUGAGGAUCGCACACAGCUCUCACAGAUCUUCCAGAAGCUUCAUGCAGUGCAGACUCAAGCUUUCUCACAAAAUGACGUCACAAACCUGGCCAACAAAUACCUGUGACGCUCCUUCAGCCUUCCCAUGAUUCCACACUCAUUGUCACUGGACGGCUGUGAGAUGAGGAAGCAGGACGGACCAUCAGAAACACACUAGAACACACACACACACUCACAGACACACACACACUCACACACACACACAGACACACACA